Molecule: messenger RNA, 356 nt
Organism: Saprolegnia diclina VS20
Lineage: Eukaryota; Oomycota; Saprolegniomycetes; Saprolegniales; Saprolegniaceae
Exons: 1
Coding region: 4-306 (100 amino acids)
Source: RefSeq, a predicted model, not a curated record
ACCAUGGCCUCGACCACUGCCCGCGCGACCCAGUCUGUCAUCAAGACGUGGUUCUCGGACCCGGCGACGUACCCGAUCAUCGCCAUCAUUACGUUUGCCACGAGCAUGUCGACCUUUGCCGGUCUCCGGUACCUCUCCAACAGCCCGGACGUCACGUUCUCCAAGGAAAAGCGCGGCGCGAUAUUCCACCGGUCGAGCGACGAAGGCGCGUCGUUCCGGUCGCACCGCAUCGACUUGGCCCAUCUGAAACUCAACCCGAUCACGCGCAACGAAGACUUUGUCGAGUUUCGCCAGCGCCACGCGUAGAGUGACGAUCUUAUGAGGCAUUAAAAUAUACAUAUUUACUCACUUGUGGC